CAGAACUUCUUCUGCCUUCCCCCUUAAAAGAAGUUGGAAGCGAAAGCGUACUUGCGCUGCUCUCCCUCUCUCUUGUUUUACUAUUUAAGUAAACGGGCAACUUGGAAACCGGACUGUAAUGAGAAAGUCAAGGUCUCUGAGCGGCACGAGGAGGGAAUAAGAAAACGAAAAAGACAAACCGCGUUAAACUAUCAACAGGAUGUUUCACUGCUUGGAGUUCGUCGCUUUUAUUUGUCUGUUUCUUGCGGCCAAAACCACAACAGAGCAAAUUUUGCCUCCCCAAAACUUGUCCCUGCGUUGGAUAAAUGAGUUCACCCCAGAGCUCACCUGGGAGCCGCCUCCGAACUCCAUGGCAAACUGCUACUAUGAUGGAAUGAUGAAACAGAACCACGAAGGGAAAUUAAAAUUUAAGCCACAAGGCAAGUCUAAAUCUUAUACGAAGGACAACCUGUACAUGGGGGGAGGACUUCUGAGUUACUCUUUGCAAACAGUUUGUCACAAUAACCGAAGUCAACCAGCAGUUUUGAAUAUAUUUUACCCAGAUCUGGUGAAGUCGUUGGAUUUCUACAUGAUUUCCGCCAAACGAGGUCACUGCUCCUGGUCCCCCGUCAUCACCACUCCAGAGCUGCGUUUCUUCUAUCAAUUGAACGAUCGAUCACCAAAUAAUUCCACGACAGAGAUACUACAAGAAUGCUCAUCGUACACUUACACUGAUGGUUUGAAGUCUGGCUGUAACUUGGAUGCAACUACAAAGAUGAACAUUAGGAUGCUGUUUAAUGCAACAGUGAACAACACAGUUGUUCGGAACACUUUCAAUUGGGAAGAAUUAAAAGUAAAACCACCUGCCCCUAUAUGGACAGUUAAAGAAAAUAAGAACAAUUUCAACAUCAGCUGGACUCCUCCGGACAUGCUAAGUUUAAGAUCAUGGACAUUCCAAAUAAAUUACAACGAAUGUGAACAAAAGGGCGAACGGUCUGUCCCAGAAAAUACGUCCUUUGAGCUGCAGCGGUCCCCUAACUGUCGGUACUGCAUAUGGAUUCAGGCCACGAGCAAAUCUGGCAACUCGCUUCCAACUGAUGAGAAAUGUUUUGAUCCUGAUCGUGGUUCUUUCUUGGUGUACGUCGUCGUCGCUGCCCUGGUAGUUACUCUGGCAGUUAUCUCUAUUGCGUGUUUGCUGAGGAAUAAGAAGCAUAUUUUCCCCAAAAUACCAGUACCUUCAAACAUCUUCAAAGAUGUUAUCGAAAACAACAAUGAGAGUUUUUUUCGCAAGUUGUACGUCCCGCCAGAGGAACAAGAGAACUGUACCGUCACGGUGGUGAGAGAUGCGCAGACCAUCAAACCAGACUUUUGAAACUCCUCCGCUGUCGGCGCACACUUCCUCUGAAGCAAGAAAUCAAAUUGGCAUUAACACAGAAACCCGAUUCUGAGUCUAUUUUAAUGAAACUUUGCAAAAAGUUGUCUCAUGUGACUGUGGAUUGAAAGGCCAAACUUUGCAAUAUUGAUACAGCAGAAGAAAAUCAACUGCUGUAUCCGAACAGAUCCACUCAGCAGCUGCUUGUUUUCAUGGAAAUGCCUGAGAUUUGGUCGCUUUGCACUAAAGGGUCACUGAACUGUGAGUCGGGACCUUUCCUGAGACUUCAUGCAGCUGUUCCUACUCAGCCACAGCUGCAUGAGAUGCAUGCUGAAAGAGAUUCAUUAUUUAUCCCCAGCUUGAGGUGUUUUGUUUUAUAACACCUCUGGGUUCCAUGUACAACUGAGGCACACCAUGAAUAUUUUGUAGAUGGGAUUUUUUCUUUUUGAAGAGCUCUCAGACCAGAAUUCAACAAUGUGCCACAAAUUCUCCUAUUGUUUCUACCAACUCUUGAUUGUUUUUAUGUCAUGAAACCAAAGGGAUGCAGUACUGUACGCCAUCUUUGUGUAAAGAGUUUCCCUUUUGAUUUGCACGUAUGAAAUGGGAAGAGAAGCGUUUUCAGCUCGUAUUGGGAAGGGUAGUUAUCCUGGAAACGGUUGGAAAAUGCUACACUCUUUCUGCUUGAAUUUCUUGACGGUUCCAUAAAAAGAUGAGUUAUAUUCCAUUACCUACAAGAAGCUGCUAAAUUAGUCAGAGAUUAUUCAUUUUUACACCAUGUAUAACAGAUAUAAAUCUAGGUAUGUAGUCUGCAAAUCUACUUUAGACAUAAAUGCACAUAACUCCAAAUGUUAUCUGGCAGCAAAGUGCUUUGAGUAUAAUCGAUGGGAUGUGUGAGGUGUGUGUGAACCGACUUUAGAUUGAUACACACGUCUCUUUGGCUGCAUUAAGGCCGAAUUUGGUGCGAGGUCAGUUGUGACAAUUAUCUACAAGAAUCAGAUCCAUAAAUGCAGGAAAUUCUCAAGGUUAUAAAACCAAACAUCUGACCAAAAGUUAACAAAUAUAAGAUGAUAAGAAAAAGAUUUAAAGAAGAAAAAGGAUAUUCCCACUGAGAUCAUUUAGUGUCAGAGAGUUCUAUUAGAGGUUGAAAUUAAAGUGGACCCCGGUAGUGGCAGGGGUGAGAGACCACAGUAGUCCACGAAUACAGGAGACCCUCUAAAAUUCCUACAACUGCCUGUUUUAAUCACUCAACACCAAAAACAGUGGAAACGUUCUUGGCCCUACUGCAGAAAUAGCUUCUACACUCCUGGUUGCUUUGUAAAUAAUAGUCAGCAGCAUAUAAAAUAGCAAUAUGCAUGGAUAUUUCAGCUCCAAAACAGCAUUUUCUUAUGAAUAUUAUAGAUGAGCUCUACGAAAAGAUGCAUUAACAGGCAGGUUUUCCGCAAAUAAUUUGACGUUAAGGCGGUGGAGGGAGCAGGGGGGGCUCACUGUGUAAAGGCAGGAGUGAUUUCCUGUUUCGCUUUGUUACAUCCUGGCAGUCUGAGUCUGCUGUUGAACGAGCUUUUUAAAUGACAGAGCAGAUAUAGAGAAAAGAUUAACAUGGUCCUAACUUUGGACAACGUUCUCCUCUCCAACAUGACACCCAGAGAUUCUAAUUUCUCUCUACGACAUAGCUGGCCUUACCGCCUCAACAAACAUGGCGGCACUGGCCACCACCGACUCGUAGAACAUCCUCAGGAUCUUCCAGCAGACGUUCUGGUGCCUGGGCCUUUUCAGAAAGAAGAAAUGGCUCCGAUCCUUCUUUUUAGACCACAUUUGCAUUUUUAACCAAGUCUGAUUUAUUGUCCUUACUUGACAUUCAAGGGACCACAAAAAGGUACAACAGGGGUCGCAGGGGUUCUUGGACCUUUUCAAGUCCACAACCAGUACUUUAGUAUCACCACUUUGGGUUCCAAGUGGUUUUUCAUGUUCCAUGUGAUAAAUGUGUCCAACACAAGCCUGUAUUGUGUCUCAUCACUGCCACCGAAGAGUCCAGCUACCUCAGACUCAUGAGAAUACUUCUGUGGAUGGCAGGUGUCUGAACAGCGGC
Molecule: messenger RNA, 3437 nt
Organism: Poecilia reticulata (guppy)
Lineage: Eukaryota; Metazoa; Chordata; Actinopteri; Cyprinodontiformes; Poeciliidae
Gene: il13ra1
Product: interleukin 13 receptor, alpha 1
Biological process (GO): cytokine-mediated signaling pathway
Cellular component (GO): external side of plasma membrane
Molecular function (GO): protein binding; cytokine receptor activity
Source: RefSeq, a predicted model, not a curated record